Cucurbita pepo subsp. pepo (vegetable marrow) is the source of this 438-nucleotide messenger RNA. NCBI's taxonomy places the organism in Eukaryota, Viridiplantae, Streptophyta, Magnoliopsida, Cucurbitales, Cucurbitaceae. The record is from RefSeq and is a predicted model, not a curated record.
AUGCUUCAGAAGAAGACAUCCAAGGAAAUUAGAGAUUCUAUGAGGAGGAAGUAUGAAGGCUCAACGAGAGUAAAGCGUGCUCAACUUCAAGCAGUUAGAAGAGACUUUGAAAUUCUCCAAAUGCAAAAGGGAGAAACAGUGAAUGAUUAUAUUGGCAAGGUUAUAAGUCUUGCAAGUAAAAUGAGGAUGCAUGGCGAUUCAAUCACGGAUGUUGCGGUCGUAGAAAAGAUUUUGCGAUCACUAACUCCAAAGUUCGAUUCCAUUGUAUGUUCUAUCGAAGAAGCAAACAAUGUCGAAGAGAUGCAAAUAGAUGAACUCCAAAGCUCCCUGUUAGUACAUGAGAAGAGGCUCAAUCGUACAAGUUCAAUCGUGGGAGAGGCAGUCGAGAAAGAAGUGGAGAUGUUGCAGGGCAGCAGACCUAGUCAGAAACGAUUAUGA